ACGUUCCUCUCGAAGAGCACAGCUCGCCCUCUCUGUGCCACUGUACUGCUCUGUGUAGCAGUAUUUGCGGAUGUACUUGUUUGGGAUUUGACGGUCAGACUAAAAUAUGUCGCCUUCUGAAGUCAUGUGACGCAGUGGACAUGACAGUUACUGAAGAUUAUUGGAGAUACCACGUUCUUACGCCACAAGAUCUACCUGGUGAUUGUAAAACCCUUUACGAUAGAGGAUAUAGAGCGUCGGGUGUGUACACUAUAUAUCCCUGGGAGAGAUACAGUCCUGUUUGUCGUUCUAUCAAAGUCUUCUGUGACAUGGAAACCAAUGGAGGGGGAUGGACUGCAAUACAAUUUCGAAAAACAGGAUCGGUUAACUUUACCCGGAAUUGGGCUGAUUACAAGGAUGGGUUCGGAAAUCCAGAAACAGAUUAUUGGAUUGGAAAUGACGCAAUUUACCAACUAACAAAAGAUCGUCCAUCACUGUAUGUUUCGCUCACACGAAAUAAUGUAAAUACAAAAUACGAGAUUUAUAACCAGUUCUCUGUUUCGGAUGAAAACGACAACUAUAGACUCUUCCUUGCUGAACCAGCAACAGGGACACUAGGUGACAAUAUGUUAAAUACAGAUCGUGUAAUCGCCGGAAUGGGAUUCACUACUAUAGACCGAGAUAAUGACAACAAAGGCGGCGGAUAUAACUGUGCUGUAGCCAUGGCCGGGGGCUGGUGGUUCAAUGCUUGUCAUCGCGCCUUCCUUAAUGGCCCCUGGGCCUCGGAGAAUUGGCGGGAACCAUGGUCACCGGGUCUUAUGAAUGGAAUGGAUAUCAUUGAAACUAAAAUGAUGAUAAAACCUCGUUAAGUACACUUAGCUUUCUUUAGUCUUUUUAAUUUAAAUCUUGGUGAAUUUACCAAAAAUGUCUUUGAAAGAAUGUAAUUUGCAUUAAGAUUACAAGU
Saccostrea echinata is the source of this 943-nucleotide messenger RNA. RefSeq names its product ficolin-1-like. The record is from RefSeq and is a predicted model, not a curated record. The coding region runs from base 141 to 848 and encodes 235 amino acids. Lineage: Eukaryota; Metazoa; Mollusca; Bivalvia; Ostreida; Ostreidae. The transcript has 5 exons.